CAUUUCGGUGGAUUUGCAGGCGUUUGUCCUGCUUAGUUGGCAGCUGAUUCUUGAAAGAUGAAGAUGUGCGCUGCAUCGUUGGCGCUAUUCCUACUUUUACUCGCUGCGGUCGUCAAUGCUGAAAAUCUUGGAAUAUCUGCGCCAGUAAUGGCAUGGAGCAAUCGCGCCGUAUUCGCCAAGGGAAAGCACGUCUCCUACGAGGUCUUCCCAGAUGUGGAACAGGUCGCGACAGACCUGGUCCUAGGCGUGCUCGGGAAGGCUGAGGCCAGCGAUUUCGGCGUGCAUGGGCUUUCUGGGGAGGCUUUGAGCUCAGAGGAACCUCGCACAGUGGUUGCUUUCAUUGGGAGUCAGUUGGAUGCUGCAGACAUGCGCAGCCGGAGCGAUGCCGUGCGCAGUCUGGAUGAUGUGCUGAGCGGGGCUGUGUCAUCGCUGGCUCUGCCGUACAGUAUCAGCAAGGGUGAUUCCAUCCAUGAGACUUUAUGCACGAAGCUUGACAGCGCGGGCAUCCAGCAUGAGGUCGUGGGAUGCUCGGGACCAUCUACAGACAUUAAGCUGGAUGUCGCUGCUGCACUUGCGAAGGGCAGCAACGCAAAGCUGCAUGUUGUCCUUGUGUGCUCCCAAAUUGAGGAUGCUCAGAAAGGCACGAAUGCCGGCUUGUCGUCAGAGGUGGAGCAGCUUAUGGCUGUGCAGGCUGCUGUCAAGGAGGCGAAUGUUAAUCACGUGCUUGUCUAUGCCACCGAAACCAUGCCGACGACCGACCUGCUGGCUAACGGAAGCAAGCGCCGCUCCCUUCUGGCGCCGCUCACAGGUUUCGGCCCCUACACCACGUGCGGCCCACUCUGCCAGACCCAGGUCCGCUGGCUGGAGGGUAUGCUGGCCGUCCUCUUCUUGGCGCUUGCCUCUUGCGCGGGUCUUGUUUGCCUGUACGUACUGGACACACCAACGCGGUUUGAAGCGCCUAACAAAGAUGCAGCUCCACAACAAUAAUGUUGAUACGUCGCCAAUAGCAAUUUUGCUCAUCAUCUGUCUUGGUGAGGGUGCAUUGUACAUUUGGUCGGGUCAUAUGUAAAAUGUAACAGCAACGUCC
Molecule: messenger RNA, 1087 nt
Organism: Volvox carteri f. nagariensis
Lineage: Eukaryota; Viridiplantae; Chlorophyta; Chlorophyceae; Chlamydomonadales; Volvocaceae
Exons: 7
Coding region: 58-987 (309 amino acids)
Source: RefSeq, a predicted model, not a curated record